Planococcus citri (citrus mealybug) is the source of this 5457-nucleotide messenger RNA. RefSeq lists its product as uncharacterized. Bases 418 to 5166 code for a protein of 1582 amino acids. The record is from RefSeq and is a predicted model, not a curated record. Lineage: Eukaryota; Metazoa; Arthropoda; Insecta; Hemiptera; Pseudococcidae. The transcript has 10 exons.
AGACUUGAGACUUCCACCACGGAUUGGUCUCACAGCUGUUACAAGUUCGAGAUACCAAGGAGGAUCUCUGAGCAAAAUUAUGUUAGUGCUUCGUUCACUGUUUUCAGUUCUGUAGCCGGUUGUCCGUGGUACCGGUUGCUGAUUUGAUUCGCUUCGUAUGUAGCGUACCUACGUAUUCGAUCGAUUAUUGCAUUUUGCAUUGCGACAAAGAUACCGAUUUUACCAGUAAUUUUUUUUUUGUAUGUAUUUUACGUUUUUUCUAUUCUAUUUUUUUAUUCGCGAAUUACGUGGUGUGUUUUAUCACAAUUUUUCUCUGAGAUUAGUACUGUGAUAGAUAUUGUGAUUUAUUUACGACACAGUGUUCGAUGCGGAUGAAUCUUUUGUUGAAUUGACGAAUUUAUUUAUUAUUACUCAAUAAUGGAAAUCGUUACUUCAUUAUCAACGAAUAUAAACGGUGCUAAUGGCGGCACGAAAAAACAUAUCCAAGAAUGGUCAAGAUUAGAUAAGUUGACCGGUAUGCUGGAACAUGCCAGAGUUGAAGCUGAUCAUUGGGCCUCCAAUACAUCCAACUCCAGGCAUCAUUUUGGAAAAGUUGUUGAUAGCAGAGCUAGAAACCUUGCUGAUGGUAGUGUACAACAGAAACAACAAACUAAACAGUUAGAAGUCUUUCAAGCUCAUAUUCCAGGAGGUUCAGUUCAAGUGAUUAGAUCUCAUACAAGCACAACCAGUUCUUGGCAUAACUCGAAGGUUUUGCAAUCCCAGACCUCUAGUUGGUCAUCAAGCCCUGCUGAUAAUUUAUUAAAUCGACGCAUUGGUGAUAUGGAGAUUGAAAUUGAUAAUUUAAAGUUCGAUCACAAUCCAGUAAAUUUGGAUUCACAAAAAUCCAAAGCAAAUAUCGCUCGUCAUUUAGGAAACAGAAGACCUCCGACUAGAAGUAAAAUGUCAAGAAUAAACCACGAAGACACUGUUUUUACGCAUUUGCCUAUUACUUACGACUUUCAUGAAGUCAAGGAAGAAAAUAAAGACAAAAUGAACAACGAUAUCAGUAAAAGUACAGAUAGUAUGAAGAUUUCGUCAUUUAAUUUGUCAGUAAACACAUCGACUACGGAAUCUAAUCGUGAAAAAUUAGAUAAAAAGAAAAGCAUAUCAAAUGAAAAUCUUUCAUUUACCUCCCACCUGGAUAGUGAAACAGCUGAUGAAAAAGAAAGUUCUUAUCCUUGGAUACGUUCAAGUCUAGCUCGACGGUCUUACCAACAUCCGCCUACUAGCAGAUAUAAAACAAAUAUGGAAAAAUCUGCUGAACAUGUUCCAGGAAAUAAAAGCGAGUUGGAGAAUGUUUUAGGAAAAGUUCUUCGCCGUAGAGCAGAUUUUGAAUCAUGGUCAAAGACACCUUCAUCUGCUGAACUUCAAAAACCAACUCCCUUAUUAUGUAAAAAAUCAUUUGUUACAGAAGCGACACUUCAAGAAACAAAACGAAAAUUGAGACAUUUAUCUAGCGAUAGAACUCCUAUUUUGAGAAAUAGUCUUGAAGAAAUUGACGAUGGUGUUUUUAUAGAGAGUAAAUCUAAUUUGGGUAAAGAAAAUGGAAGGACUAUCAGCAAAGAUCUAGACAAUAUGGUUAUUGAAAGUACAUCACCUACAUGUUUAGAUUUUCGACUUAUAAAUAAAUCAGAUGAUUGGUUUGAUCGAAGAAAAUCAUAUGGAUUUGAGCCUGUUAGCCAACCUAACACCACUUCAUCUCUGAACAGCACCCCUAAAACCAAUUCAUCAACAGAUAGUGGUAUCUGUAGAUCUUCUGAGCUGGAAUUAGCGUCAACAUCAAUGAUUAAAAAAGUAACAGAAGCAAAAGACGAUUGUGCUAUCCAUUCAUCCAAUGAUGAAGAAAUUAAACCUCGCAGUGAAUUCACCAUUAAGAAUGAAGUUCCCAAAUUAUUGAAACAGCUUGAAAAAUUUGAUAAACCAAAAACCAGCAGUGGUGCUACAAUUGUUAAGUUUACAGAAUCACAAGAUGUGAUCAAAAAAGGAAAAGUAUUAGAAGCAAUAAAAAAUUUUGAGAAGAAUGGCAUCAGUCGCAAAAUACCAGAAUUAACUUCAUUGACAAAAUCAGGUUCGUACUUCUUAGAAGAUUUAAAUGAAAAACCAAGUCAACAUGUGAUUGAGCCAGAUAUCUUAGGAAAACGUCAUUCAAUAGCCUGCGAUGAUACAAAAUACAUGGCUUCAAUGCUUACAAUUCCAGAACCAUUGAGUCCUGAAAAAGCUCCAUCACCUGGAAAAAGUACUGUUGUUAAUGUGAACAAUUUUGAAUCAAGCAACACAUCUUCACCUAUUACUGAUACAGAUGCUAAAAAACCAAAAAAAGUUGAAUUUAGUAGAACAGAAGUUCACUUUGCAGCUACUGAACCUGGUAAAAUAAGAAUAGUUGAAACCAAUGAGAAACCUCCAUCAACCAAUCUAUAUCGUAGAAAAAAACGCAGUGUUAGUGUUUCUCCUAAAAGUGAUUUACCACAGACUACGUUUGGUGGCUUUGAAAAAUUAACUAAUCCUGAAAAUCCACCCGAUAACAAAUUAAAUGAAGAUUCAACAGGCUUCCGUUCGCAUUUCACAUCCACUGUUUCAGACAAUGGGUUGGCUGUGACAAUAACUUCCACAAAACCAACUGAUUAUAGGAGAGCAUCCUGGUCCCUGAUUGAAAACUCAAAUUCAUCCCCUGUGCAGUUGGAAAAUAAAAUGGGCUAUUCAACAAAGAUCAAUUUUGGUGGAGAAGGUGUUAUUGUGGUAGCGGAUGCAAAAUCUCCUCUACAUGAAAAAACUGCUCGCAAAUCUCAUAUCAGUGCAACAAAAGCAACCAACAAAACCAAAAUUCCAGAUACCAGCCAAAACAGUGAAAAUAUUCAUGAAAGACUGAUUGUAAGUAUCGGUGGUUCUUCUAAUGGAAAUCACACCACUGGAAAAUACAUACAAAAGCCUACGUUCACCAACAGUUUCCGAAAUUCUAUAAAGAGCUCUAAGGCUGCAGUAGGUUUGGAAAAAUUAGCAUCCAAGAAGAAUGAUGGUUUGAAAUCAACUUCGUUAAUCAUCAGUACAAUUAAACAAUCUGUAAAUAAAAAACCUCUUGAGAAAUCCAAUAAUGAAAUAAUGGAGAAAAAAACCAAAAUAACCAAUGUGAAAACUGAAAGGUCUAAACCUACAGCAGAACAACCCAGCACAUAUAUCACAGAGAUGAACAAAUUACAACAAAAGUACAGAGUCAAAGAAAACCAGAUGACAAUUAACAGGGUUAUUAAGAAAGACGCAACUAAAAACCAUUUCUACAACACAAUUCCAGCGCCAAAAAACGGACACGUGAGAACCAAACUACUAACUAAUGAUUUACCUGCUGUGCUGAGUGCUUUUGAUAAUUUGUGCCGAACCAUUGAUGAAGUUAUGGAGAAGAAAACAACCAUAAAGCAUCAGAAUAAGCAGGAUCAUUUGAAAAUUGUAGAAAAUCUUUCAAUUCCUACAGAAUCUUUCCACAAGAAACCUUCUAGUCAGUCAAGGCUCCAUGAUAAUUCAAAUUCUAUUAGUCAGGAUGAUGGUAACAUUAGUGAUGACAGUUUAAAAGCAGACAAGGAGGUUCAGUCUUACAUGAGUACUGCGAUUAUGGAAGAAUAUGAAAAUGAAUUGUGUGGUAGCUGGAGCCGAAAAAGAUAUUUUAAACAUAUUAAACCAAUAAAAAUAGUUCAACAAGAUGAAAUUUCAGAAGAAUGUCACUUUAAACCAUUGAAAAAUGAUGAAGAUGAAAUCAGAAUUAUUGCUAACAUGACUGACAUCAAAAAACCAAAAAUUGCGCCGAUGGCAACGAUAAAGUUAAAAGACAAUAUGCUGGAAACCAAAAAUUCCUUCACCAACUCAAAAAAAUCAACUAUCUUGUUGAAUAAAUCUCCUAGAAUUGAAGCAGUAUUUAAUGAUGGUUCUGCUAAAGAUAAGGAAGAUGACAAAAAAAAACCAUGUACUCCACUUCGCAUUACUAAUCCAAAUUCUUCAAAAAUGAAUGAUUACGUUAAUGUGACUGAUUACAGAGAACCCAAGCAGGGAAAUCAUUUGACUAAAGCUAGCGCUGAAGAAAUUUCCAAAAGUGAUAGCGAUCCUGUUAAAGUAAUGUACCAUGAUAUCGAAUUAGCUGGAAAAGUGCCUCAAAAUGAAAAAGAAAAGAAACCUUAUCUAGUGCGGAAAGAUAGUGACAGAGAGAGUUUGAAAUAUAGGAGAAAAAUUAGUUCUAAAGACUCGAGUGUUCACAAUGACAAUAUCAGAAGAUCAAUGAAAUCCUUGAAUAUUAAAGAGAAACUCCCAGAUAGCGGUCGUGAUAGUUGGUUGAAUUUGCCAAAAGACUGUAAAGUAUUAUCUGAAAAAAGGCCUAUUGAAAAUGGGAAGCACAAGAUCUAUGGAAAACCUCACAUCGACCAUGUGAAAAAAGAUAGACAAACUAGAUCAGGUAUCAACGGUUGUGGUGAUAUCAGUAGUGAGGAAGAUUUAACAAAAAAAAGCAGCAAGGUGUACAUUCCAUUGAAUACUAUUCAUGAAAAAUCCAGAAUUGCUAAAACACCUAAAUUUCCUGUAACGAAAAUGGCGUCUAAUUCUUCUACUGAAAACCAAUCUAGUUCGUUCAAAUUUAAAAAUCCAAUAUUGAAAACUGAAGAGAGAAGUCAAAGAAGGGCAGCUAGAAUAUUACAACAAACGUCCAGUAGGGAAAUGCUGAUGAGCAGUAACAUUGCCAGUUCAUCUGACGACAUAACUUCUGAGAAUGAACGACAUCAUUUGAGGACCAGUAAACCUCGAAGUAUUCGUAAAUCCAAGUCUACUCCUAAAACUACGAAAUCAGUUUCCACAACUUCGAAUUUACCACCCAAAAAAACUGUAACUAGUAGCGCUAAAAUGCAAAUCAAUAUUUUCAACAUAAAAGAUAGAAUGAAUCAUGAGACAAGAAGCACUCGGGCUCAUAACACGAGUUCAAAAUCAUCAAACUGUAUCGAUAACGUCAAAUCAUCAAGAUGUAGGCCUCAAACAAGCCAGCAGAAAACCUACGCAAAUGUACCCGAAAAAAGUAGAACGAAACCGGUUUCAUGUAGCAACAGAGAUACCAAAAAUCUGUCAACUUUGGCAGUGAAAUCAACUCGACCAAUUCACUAAGGAUAUGCUAUGUUUCUACCCAAAGUUCCUAAGGCAAAAUUUUCAGUACUUAUCUUUUUGGAUAUUUACGUAAAGAGUUAUAAAAUGGAUUUUAUUAUUUUGAAAUUAUGAGUGUAUGUUUAGUUUACAUAAUAACAUUAAAUUUCAGUUUCUGUAAAUCAUUUUAUAAAAUUAAUUUAAAGCCAUGAAAAUAACGAUCAAAAAUAAUUUCUUGAAAUAUUGCUCGUCUGUAUGAUUUAUUUAAGACAUUGUAUCCCGGAAUGAUUGAAAAUAUAAAAUUAUAAAUUAUUA